Pseudophryne corroboree (corroboree frog) is the source of this 1880-nucleotide messenger RNA. RefSeq lists its product as uncharacterized. The record is from RefSeq and is a predicted model, not a curated record. NCBI's taxonomy places the organism in Eukaryota, Metazoa, Chordata, Amphibia, Anura, Myobatrachidae. The coding region runs from base 1 to 1761 and encodes 586 amino acids. The transcript is spliced from 10 exons.
AUGAUGGUGGAGAUGUCAGAGCAUAAGAAGUUAGGGAGCCAAGCAGAAGAAUCUUCCAGAAACAUUUUGGGUUGCCCAGGUUUUCUGGACUGUUCUUCCAGUGCUACCGUUGUGGGUUUUUGUGGGGGUUUUUUAAGGAUGUUAUCUGCACAUAGUGAGCCAGAGGCUCAAACUGAUCCGGAGGAAAGUGUCAGUGAUGCUGCUUCAAGCAGUGAUGAGUGGGUUGCACCACCACCAGGCCAUAAAAGAGGCAAGAAAAGUAAAAAAACCAAAGAUCAGUCUUCUGGCGAUGACGAGUCUGAGGAUAAUGUGCCUGCUGUGAGGGCGCCCAGAUUCUCAAAAGAAGAAAAUGACGUACUUGUCACACACGUUCUAGAAAAUUACGAUCGCCUAAUGGGCAUGCUGGCGUCUUCAACCACACAUAAGCGAAAGUCUAAAAUAUGGUCAGUAAUUGCCAAAAAAGUGAGCACAGAGAGGGUCCGAAUCAGAACCAUUGAGAACUGUAAGAAACGCUGGAGAGAUUGCAAAAAAAUUACAAAAGAUAAGAUGGCUCGGCUUGCAAGACACACCCAGGGGACUGGUGGCGGAUCCUCCCUUGAUAUUAAUUUCAACCAAUGGGAAGAAAAGAUCCGCAAUCACUUCAACCCGAUUUUGGUAGAAGGUGUUGAAGGAGGUGUGGACUCAGCUGAAGCUGUCUUGGCCACUACUUUGGCUUCGAGAGCUUCAGGUGAGCAGCCAGGCCAGAGUAGUAUACUCCAAAGGGCACCCACUGCUACUGCAAGUGCUAAGCGCACUAGUGCCACCUCCCAACAUAUUUGGAAGAAAAAACGAGUCGAACUCCAUGGGAAAAGUCUAGCAAAAGAUGUUGGAGUGGCUAGUGCAAUUCGUCAGCCUGUUGCAGUGAACCCUGUGCGUCGGCUUCCUGCAGCACCCCCAGCCAGUGAAUCUGCACCUACUGGGUCACCUGCCUCUAUCCUGACUAAAGCUCAGCGCAAAACUUCUUCAAACCCAGAUGUUAUGGUUCAAAUGGAAACAUCACUGGACACAUCCUCCGUAAUGGUGCAGCGACAAGAAAUUGUGCAUUUGCCAUAUCAGGGGACAAUGCAGACAGAUAAUGUGGCCAUUAGCCAACCACCUCCGGCACAUAUUCCAGAUAUGGGGCCAAUGUCUGAAGGCAGUGGAAUAGUUGAUCAGCCACAACAGACAUCAACCACCAGCUCCAUACAUUCUGAAGAUCAUGUACAAGCAGAGAUGCCCACCACUCCGUUUGAUAAUAUUGCUGAAGUGGCCCGCGAAAUGGACUCUAACCAUGAAAGUCACCGUCGCAAAAUGGAGGGAAGUAUGAUAUUUCUCGCCCAAUGUGUGGAUCGUCUUGCCGAUAAUGUGGAGGAAAGUUCAAAAGAGCGACGUGCAAAAGAAAACCUCACUGAAAUCCAGCACACCCAAAUUAUAGAUGGUCUGAACAACAUAAACGGGACUCUCUGCCAAAUUAACACCUUGCUCACUCAGUCCUCAUCCACCUCUAUCUCGAUGGCAACAAGUCUAGCGGUCAUUGCAGAUGAGCUACGGCGAUCACAUGUAACUAUAAGUGACUUUCCAAGCCCUUUCCUGUCCAACACACCCCAGGAGACAUAUGUUCCACGGCCCACUCCCUCAUCUAUCAGAGUGUCUCAUGCUCAACAAGAAGGCACUGCAUCCUCUUUGCGGAGAAGGCUAAUGGACGAGCAGGAAGGCCACCAGCACACUCAAGAACAUAUGUGAGGACCUCAACCUGCAAGCAAAAGAGAAUGGGUCAAGUUUCCAAGUUACCACUGUUAUUUAUGUGUUUUUUUGUAAGAAUUUGGACAGAUAACAAAGGUUUGCACCCAUUUUUAUUUGGG